This is a messenger RNA of Mugil cephalus (flathead mullet), 2611 nucleotides long. RefSeq lists its product as uncharacterized. The coding region runs from base 2071 to 2541 and encodes 156 amino acids. NCBI's taxonomy places the organism in Eukaryota, Metazoa, Chordata, Actinopteri, Mugiliformes, Mugilidae. The transcript has 9 exons. The record is from RefSeq and is a predicted model, not a curated record.
UAAAGUCAAAGAAGCCAGUUACUCAUGUUCGCGCCCCGAUGGGUAGUAUCACAUCAAGCUCACCUCUAGAGUUGGUGUGCAUCGACUACUUACAUCUGGAGACCAGCCGUGGUGGCUAUGAGUAUAUCCUAGUGGUCGUUGAUCAUUUUACAAGAUUCGCACAGGCUUACCCCACAAAGAAUAAAAGUGGAAAGACAGCGGCCGAGCGCAUCUUCAAUGACUUCGUCCUCCGCUUUGGAUAUCCCUCAAAGUUGCACCACGACCAAGGCCGUGAAUUUGAGAACGAGCUGUUCCGUACUCUCCAGCAGCUGUCAGGCAUUCGCCACUCUAGAACCACGCCCUAUCAUCCCCAGGGAAACCCGGCGGAGCGGUUCAAUCGGACGAUCCUGCAGAUGUUGAGGACGUUGACCGAUAAAGAAAAAGAACGAUGGAAAGAUCAGAUCUCGAGAGUUGUGCAUGCGUACAAUUGUACUCGCCAUGAGUCGACAGGCUUCUCGCCCUUCUUUCUCCUGUAUGGCCGUCAUCCUCGUCUUCCCGUUGAUCUGCUCUUCGGAUUGCUUGAAGACACAGAGCCUGACUCACCGAAAGGAUACGCGAAGAAGUGGGCGAAGCAGAUGUCUGAAGCCUAUCGAAUUGCCAGUGAGAACAGCAAGCAGGCCAGUGCCAAAGGCAAAGUGCUCUAUGACAAGAGAGCAAGAGGAGUGGUGCUACAGCCUGGCGAUCGAGUCUUAGUCCGGAACCUCAGUGAGCGUGGUGGACCAGGAAAGCUACGAUCCUACUGGGAGAAGGCCAUCUACGUCGUGAAAGAACAGUUUGCUGAUAACCCAGUGUACGUGGUGUAUCCCGAGUCUGGGGACCAGAAAAAGACAAGGACGCUCCAUCGCAAUCUGCUCUUACUCGUGAAUGACCUUCCAGUCGAAGAGCCUCCACGACAGACUGCUCCUGAGAAGGCAACCCAGAAAAGGAGACGACAGACCCGACGUACCACCCCAGAGCGUGCAGACCCACCGCAGGCAGAUUCAGACUCUGACUCCAACUCUGACUCUGAUGGUCCCCGUUACUGGCUGAGAAUACCAGCUGAGAGGAUACAGGAGGUCCCAACGGUAGUCCCACCUCAACGACCAGCCAUCACAGUGAGUCGCCCAAUUACACUACCUGUACGAGAAGAGGUGCGAGUUGACGUAGACUACUUACCUGAAACGGAUCGGGUACCUGUAAGAGAAGCAGAGACGGUAGAACCUGAACAGGAUGAAGUUCAGUCUGAUGAUGCGAGACCCGAGGAGCAAGAUGUAUAUGCUGAGGCUCCAGAGCCCGUCCAGGAAGAGCAACCUCUAGUCAAUGCAAUGCCGGACCAACAGAUAGAGGUCAGGAGGUCAAGUCGAGACAGACAACCUAGACAGAUCUUGACCUAUGAGAGACUUGGUCAGCCCACACUGACGACACAAGCUAGAGUUAACAUGGCGAACACUGACUUACACUCACCUGCUUACACCACACCUCACACUACACAACCCCUGCACCCAUUCAUUCCUUACGCAACACCAACAUAUCCCUUCAACCCCUAUUCCACGCCUUAUCCCCCCUUUACAUACAUACCUUACCCCUUCCCAUCACACCCAUACAUCUUUCCUGUCACCUGUUAAAGAAAGAGAACUUUAGUUCAUUAGAGUUGAGUAGAAAAUGGUGGGACCCAUUUCUUUUUGUCGGGGAGUGUGUGACGACCACAAAAGUGUCACAUUUAUUUUGAAUACAAUUUAUUGUUAUCCAUUUUGAAAAAAGGUACCCCAAAGAGAUUGCAUUUAUUUUUGCGGUGGUUUAUUUCCCUAUUCAAUGUGUAUAUUGCAAUGUUUGCUCCAUGCCAGCAGGGGGCGAGGACGGGUUCGGUUUUAGUGACUUGCAUUGCGUUUUCCCCUCAUUACUGCAAGUGCCUUGAAACUGACAAGCCGUGUCCUCAUCUCUCUCCUGUUUUCAGGACAGUUCUGGAGGCAACAACAAAAGCGCCGAGCCAGAGGACGCUACAACCUCUCAGAUAAGUUGUAAAAGCUGUCAUACUCUGGUGUGUCGACCACAAUGAAGCCGUCAGUGGGAUUGAUCAUUUUGCUUCUCCCUCAUGUCGUCUCAACAGCACCAGUGGAUAGAGACGGGACUCUGAAGCAGCAGGAGGAUUCAGGUGUACGUCAGAUUGUCCUUGACAUCGGCAUCUUCUCUGGCAUCAUCAUUGUCAUUGUCAUUGCUUUCGCCUUGAUAGGAAUGGCAGACAAUCAAGAGUACCUGGAUAGCGACUCUGCAUAUCACCCAGUCAGCGUGGAUACCGACUCUGCAUAUCACCCGGACAACGUGGACAACUGCUGUGAAUAUUGCCCGGCCAACGUGGACAACUGCUGUGAAUGUUUUGGCUUUGCUGAUGCCCCUUCUUCUUCCAUCUCAGCCUCCUCCACCUGCUCAUGCUUUCCAACACUGAACAAAAGGAAGCAGCUCUGUGGUUCUGAAGGGCAGCUGGACAGACUCCACCCCUGGAUCCACCUCCACCUGGAGGACUGAGAGGACAACACAUCACAUCAUCAGCUGUAGAGACGACAGCAGGCACACAUCAGCAGACUGGAUAACUAUA